UUCAUUCUGGAAAUAGAAAUCACACAUUCACCAUGAUCGCAAAGGUUGUUUUCUUGUGCGCUGCUCUUGCAGCUUCCCAUGCUAGUGUUCUUCUGAAGGCACCCCUUGUUAGUACUGGAGUCAGCGCCAGUUCUAGGACACAAGAUGCUUAUGGAACUAUGCUUUUAACUAUGACAUCGUUGACAACUCGGAGCUUCCAACUCCGAUCUGAAGUAGGUGAUGGUUAUGGUAACAAGAAGGGAACCUACACCAUCCACGACAUCGACGGCAGAGCCAGACGCGUAGACUACGUUGCUGAUAAACUUGGAUUCCGUGCUGCCGUCAAGACCAACGAACCAGGAACCGCUGCCAGCACCCCAGCUGCAGCCCUCAUCGCUAGCCCUUACGCUGGACCAUCUGUCGAUCACAUUGCCCCUGUUGCCACUGCAGUCUAUGGACAUGCUGUCGCCGCUCCAGUUGUAGCUGCUGCAGCUCCUGUUACAUAUGGAGGUGCCAUUGGACAUGGAGCCGCUCUGGGCUAUGGCUAUGGUCUGGGAUACGGAUAUGGAGCUGGUAUUGGCAAGGCUCUGAUCUAUUAAAACAUAAAUUCUCCGAUUUCCUUCAAAAUUUAAUUUAUUGUUAUUGUAAAUUGUGAUUAUGUUACGGUGAAUAAAUCUUUUUAUUUCUGGCAAAUGGAAAAUCAAUAUUUUCAAAAAUAGAGUUUCAAAAAUGUUUUUUGAAAGCAGGAAGGUGUCAGUGCUGUAUCAUCUCCGAUUUCCUUCAAAAUUUAAUUUAUUGCUGUUAUAAAUCGUGAUUAUAUUGUGGUAAAUAAAUCAUUUUAUUUCUGGUGAA
Messenger RNA from Stegodyphus dumicola, 831 nucleotides. Its product is annotated as adult-specific rigid cuticular protein 15.7-like. The record is from RefSeq and is a predicted model, not a curated record. Gene Ontology annotation, cellular component: chitin-based extracellular matrix. Lineage: Eukaryota; Metazoa; Arthropoda; Arachnida; Araneae; Eresidae. Gene Ontology annotation, molecular function: structural constituent of chitin-based larval cuticle.